UAUGAAAAUAUCAAUGAAUCACAUGAAAAAGUAAUUGAUCUCAAAUACAUAAUUAAUUUCUGUGGAUAUAUUUUGACAGACCUAGAUAUCGAAGAUUAUCCUUUUUCUGAAAUAAUGCCAUUGAUAAAUAAUAAUUGUCCAAAUCUUGAGGCACUUAAUUUGGGUUUCAAAGAAAUUGAAAUCCAAGAUUUUAACAAUGUUUUUUCUAAUAUGUCUCAUCUUAAAGCGCUGGUUAUUAUAUGGCGAUGUGAAUAUUCAACUCUACCAAUAAGCUUGGUCGAGUCAUUGGAACAAGUUGGUGCAACCCUGGAAUUAUUUCUCCUUAAAUGUUUUUCAAUAAAAAAUUCUUACUGCUUACCAGAUUCACUGGCUUCGGUUUUUCGUGGAUUUGUCGUUUUAAAAAAAUUAUGUAUGAUUGGUUUCGAAAUAACCCAACCAAUACUCGAGUCAAUAGGUCAAAUGCCAAAUUUGGUUACUCUAACGUUCAUUUUUUUUUGGAAGGAGCAUCAAAUGCUUAGGAAUAAAAUCAACAUGUAUCCAAUUGGGAAUUUGAAAAACCUCGAAUAUCUUGAUAUUGAUUUUGAUUAUGGUGUUACAGAUGAAUUUUUGAUCAAUCUUUGUAAUAAUGCUAAAAAAUUAGAUUAUUUAUCUAUAUUUACUACACAUAUAACAGAUAAUGGUAUAAAUGCACUUAAUAAUUUAAAAGUACCAACGUUGAUGCUUCGUAAACCAUAUAAAAAAUGA
Messenger RNA from Aphidius gifuensis, 744 nucleotides. RefSeq lists its product as uncharacterized. NCBI's taxonomy places the organism in Eukaryota, Metazoa, Arthropoda, Insecta, Hymenoptera, Braconidae. The transcript has 2 exons. The record is from RefSeq and is a predicted model, not a curated record. Bases 115 to 744 code for a protein of 209 amino acids.